Mus pahari (shrew mouse) is the source of this 1781-nucleotide messenger RNA. RefSeq names its product retrotransposon Gag like 4 (gene Rtl4). Gene Ontology annotation, molecular function: zinc ion binding; nucleic acid binding. The transcript has a single exon. The record is from RefSeq and is a predicted model, not a curated record. NCBI's taxonomy places the organism in Eukaryota, Metazoa, Chordata, Mammalia, Rodentia, Muridae. The coding region runs from base 157 to 1071 and encodes 304 amino acids.
AGCUCAACUCAGCAUUCUCUAGUGGUAUUGAAUAGCUGUUUUCUGCUUGGACACAACACUGUCCUUUCAGAUCCCAAACCAAACCACUGCCUGUCCCUUGGUCUUGGGUACUGGCACUGAAUUUCUAUUCAGUUCUACAUAAUUGCAAGAGACACAAUGGAGAAGUUUACAGAAUCUCCACCAAACUUAAAUGCAGAGACUUCCUUUUUGAGAGGAGGCAAUCUGAUUCUGCAGCCACAAGUUCAACAUCCAACUGAUGAUAAACCUCCUUUAACAGGGCAAGUUGUACCUGCCCUGAAUACCCCAGUGAUGUCUGGUCUUUACUCAGGUGAUCAUAUUCCUCAGUUUCAUGGUAACCCAGCCAGUGUCAAAGGCUUUUUUGCUCAGGUGACCACCUAUUUGAGGGCUCUGGAUAUUUCUAAUCCUGCAGAUAAUGCCCGAGUCAAGCACUUUUUUGACAACCUGUCACAGCAGAUGCAAAAUUGUGAUGUCCUAUCUGAGUCUACCCAGAAUAAUCUAUUGAAACAAUAUGAGAAAUUUGUUCUUGAGUUACAACAGUCAUUUGGUGAACCAAUGACCCAAGAAACGAUACCUCCAAUGAAUGUUACAGUUGACAAAGGCAACAUCUCUCCACUGGAUGCUACUAAUUUCCAACUUCAUGCUCCAAAUUUGAGUUAUAGUGAGACCAAUCAGAGAGACCAGUUCCAAAAUGGACAAGCUGACCCAACUCAGAAUGAAGAAAUCACAGAUAUAAUGGACAACCUACCAGAUUUGAUCACUCAAUGCAUUCAGCUAGACAAAAAACACAAAGACAGGCCAGAGCUCCUACAGUCAGAAAGUCAUGUUCCAGUGUUUGCUUCCACAAACCAUUACCAGUCCUUCAUUGGCCCCGUGCGUCCACUAUCGAAGGAUGGGCCUAGACAGUUGCAGGGAGCCCACCUGCCUGUCACUCCCGCCAAAAGAGCCCGCCAGCAAGAAACUCAGUUAUGUGUCUACUGUAACCAGGCUGGCCACUUCACAAGAGAUUGCCUUGCUAAACGUUCUAGAACUCCAGCAAGGAAAAAAAUAUAGCUAGCUUACUAGUAAGAGGAGGAUAGGAAAUCACUUUGUAAACUCAUACUCUCUCACCAUUGGCCUUAGUGAUUUAUAAACUUUCACAAACUUCAAAAUACAAAUGAGUUGCUGUGAUAUCACAUUAAAAAACAGACAAAAACAUUUACAUCCCCAGGAAUUUGAGCAACCAGAACUUGUUUGAAAGAUAGCCCCUCCCCAAACUUGUCCUAACGACAAUGAUGAAGAUAAUUAACAGAAACUUAAUAGUUGGGACCAAUCAGCUUCAAGAGUUCUAAAAGUUUGCAAACAAGACUCUCUACAGUCUGAACCAAAAAAUAAAAAAUAAAAGAAAUUUAAAAAACCCUCACAAUGUACUGAGAUUCACAUCCCUACCAAAGGAUGAAAUCGUGUUUGGACCAAAUCCCAUAGCUUAUGUGCCUAGGACUAAGCCCAAAGCUUUUAUCGACUUCUUUAUUGAUCUGUUUCUUAGUGACUUGUUUGUUCAGGUCUUCUGUUUGCACUCAUAGUGGCAUCACCAUAUCCAACAAUACCCUUGUCAUCGAGAGACCAGAAUCUGGAUUCUGUUCUAUCUGUUAAUCAGACUCUAGUGCCAACACAUGACAAUCAUCCUGGAACUAAAUCUCUGCCACCCAUUUAUACAGCUAUAUAUUUUGUUGCCAACUGAAGACUCCUGCUUCCCCAACAUACUGAACUUCUUGGCUAUUGGC